ACCUGAAGUGAUCGUUGACAGGCAGGCAGUGAGGAAAGAAGACAUGACGCAGAUACGAGGGUAGCAGCCUGGCUCUGAGGUGGAAUUAUGUGCUUCAAACAGGCUGUAAGGCAUGAAUCAGGUCACAAUUCAUUGGGACGUGGUAAUAGCUCUCUACAUAUUCUUCAGUUGGUGUCAUGGAGGGAUUACAAAUAUAAACUGCUCUGGACACAUCUGGGUAGAACCUGCCACAAUUUUUAAGAUGGGUAUGAAUAUCUCUAUAUAUUGCCAAGCAGCAGUUAAGAACUGCCAACCAAGGAAACUUUAUUUUUAUAAAAAUGGCAUCAAGGAAAGAUUUCAUAUCACAAGAAUCAAUAGAACAACAGCUCGCCUGUGGUAUAACAGCUUUGUGGAGCCACAAGCCUUUGUGUACUGUACUGCUGAAUGUUCCAGAUAUUUUCCAGAGACAUUGAUAUGUGGAAAAGACAUUUCUUCUGGAUAUCCACCAGAUGUACCUGACAAAGUAGCCUGUGUCAUUUAUGAAUAUUCCGGCAACAUGACUUGUACCUGGAACCCUGGGAGGCCCACCUACAUAGACACAAAGUAUGUGGUGUACGUGAAGAGUUUAGAGACAGAAGAAGAGCAAGAAUAUCUCACUUCAAGUUACAUUAAUAUCCCUACUGAUUCAUUGCAAAAGGGCAAGAAGUAUUUGGUUUGGGUCCAAGCUUCAAAUGUACUGGGCAUGGAGAAGUCGAAACAACUACAAAUUCAUCUGGAUGAUAUAGUGAUACCUUCUGCAUCCAUUAUUUCCAGGGCUGAGGAUAUAAAUACUACAGUGUCCAAGACUGUAAUCCACUGGGAUAGUCAAACAUCAAUUGAAAAAGUUUCCUGUGAAAUGAGAUACAAAGCUACAACAAACCAAACUUGGAAUGUUAAAGAAUUUGAUACCAAUUUUACAUAUGAGCAACAGUCAGAAUUCUACUUGCAGCCAAAUGCUACGUAUGUAUUUCAAGUGAGAUGUCAAGAAACAGGUAAAAGGUACUGGCAGCCCUGGAGUUCACCCUUUUUUCAUAAAACUCCUGAAAUAGUUCCUCAGGUCACAAUGAAAUCAUUCCAACAUGAUACUCAGAAUUCUGGACUUCUAAUUGCUUCCAUCUUUAAAAAACACCUUACUUCUGACAACAGGAAACAAGACAUUGGACUUUUACUGGGAAUGGUCUUCUUUGCUGUUAUGCUGUCAGUUCUAGCUUUGAUUGGGAUAUUUAACAGAUCGCUUCGAAUUGGAAUUAAAAGAAGAAUCUUAUUGCUAAUACCAAAAUGGCUCUAUGAAGAUAUUCCUAAUAUGGAAAACAGUAAAGUUGUGAAAAUACUUCAGGAAAGAAAUGAGUUUAUGAAUAACAGUUCCAGCGAACAGGUCCUAUAUGUUGAUCCAGUGAUUACAGAGAUAGAAAUCAUUCUCCCAGAAGAAAAACCCAUGGGCUACAAGAAACAAAACAAUACAGGAUGCCUGGAGAGAAAAGAGAGCCUCACUGACACUACAGUUGUUUAUAUUCCUGAUCUCAACACUGGGUAUAAACCCCAGAUUUCAAGUUUUCUCCCUGGGGGAAACCAUCUCAGCAAUGAUAAUGAAACAGCUUGCUCAAUUCUGGAACCACCAGCUGAUUUCUUAAACUUGGGAAACAAUGCCAGGUUUAAAAAAUAUCCUGAUUUUGCUUUUUCUGUCUCAAGUACAAAUUCACUAAGCAACACACUAUUUCUUGAAGAAUUAAGCCUCAUUUUAAAUCAAGGAGAAUGCAGUCCUCUGGACAUACAAAAGUCAAUAGAGGGGGAAACUGCCAUGCUUCUGGAAGAUGCAUUACUGAAUGAAACUAUUCCAGAACAAACCCUGCUGCCUGAUGAAUUUGUCUCCUGUUUGGGGAGCAUGAACAAAGAGUUGCCAUCUAUUAAUUCUUACUUUCCACAAAAUAUUUUGGAAAGCCACUUCAAUCGGAUUUCACUCUUAGAAAAGUAGAUUUGUGUAGUCAAAAGCUGCCUUGCAAUCUGAAGAGGGCUCUCUCUCAACACAAAUUUAAUUCUGCCCAAUUUUUUUAAUUAGAGAAUUAAGAUCAAAAGAUGAAACAUACUUCAUGGCCACAAAAGCAGCAGAAAUAUUAAAGAAGACUUCGAUAUUUUAAAAAAUGUUUCAACUAUAUCUUUUAAAAAUUUUCCUCAUUGCAAGGCACUAAACAGAUCUCUCUGUAUGAAGGAUAAAUAAUGCAAAAUACAUGGUAAUGAAAUAAGUGCGGAAAAUAGUUUUUUAAAAUCGAGCUAUUAGUAUUUGCUUACAAGAGGAAAAACAAGUUUAAUUUUCAUUUUAUUACUUAGUAGAUAAAAAUAUAGCCCUCAA
Molecule: messenger RNA, 2365 nt
Organism: Bubalus bubalis (water buffalo)
Lineage: Eukaryota; Metazoa; Chordata; Mammalia; Artiodactyla; Bovidae
Gene: IL23R
Product: interleukin 23 receptor
Exons: 11
Coding region: 113-1990 (625 amino acids)
Biological process (GO): cytokine-mediated signaling pathway
Cellular component (GO): external side of plasma membrane
Molecular function (GO): cytokine receptor activity; protein binding
Source: RefSeq, a predicted model, not a curated record